Messenger RNA from Centrocercus urophasianus (Greater sage-grouse), 548 nucleotides. RefSeq names its product pro-melanin concentrating hormone (gene PMCH). The transcript is spliced from 3 exons. The record is from RefSeq and is a predicted model, not a curated record. Bases 1 to 489 code for a protein of 162 amino acids. Gene Ontology annotation, biological process: behavior; chemical synaptic transmission. Gene Ontology annotation, molecular function: melanin-concentrating hormone activity; type 1 melanin-concentrating hormone receptor binding. NCBI's taxonomy places the organism in Eukaryota, Metazoa, Chordata, Aves, Galliformes, Phasianidae.
AUGUGUAUCUCAUCAUAUAUGUUAAUACUCUCUCUUUUUUCUCAAGGUUUUCUAAUCUCAGUUUCAAAAUCUCUGCAAAAAGCAGAUGAAGAUAUGUUGCUAACUGCAAUCAAUCUAGGAAGAACCCUUCGAAAUGGAGAUAGAACUGAAAAGAGAGGAGCAGUGCCUUUGCUGAAACGUUAUAAGAUUGAGGAAAGCUUCUUGGAUGAAAACGAUGACAGAAGAUUAAAGUUUUUUGACACUGAUUCCAGACAUGAUUUCUUAAAUCAUGGUGUACCUAUCAGUGCAGGCAGAAAGCAACUACCUUAUCUUGCAGUGAAGGGAGCCAUUGCUUUUCCAGCUGACACUGAGAUUCAGAAUAUUGAAUCAAUACAGGAAAGAGAGACAGUGGAAGAAGAAAAUUCAGCUAAAUUCCCCAUAGGAAGGAGAGAUUUUGACAUGCUCAGAUGCAUGCUGGGAAGAGUCUAUCGACCUUGUUGGCAAGUCUGAAAACUACUGACUCACAGCACCUUCUUUGAAAAAGAUUAAAUAUUUUAUUGUGAGUUUAA